UACAUUUUAUCACCACAAACAUCUAAACAUCUGUUCCCCAACUCAGUGUGUGGGUGAUUGACUUUCACAUUCUGCAGACUUUUGUUUCACUUCCAUGAAAAGGAGUGCAUUCUUAAUAUAAAUACCUAGACCUAUCAUUUUACUUUCUUUGUGAAUGUAAAAGAUACAUAGCAUUGUGGAGUUUUGGACUGCAGAUCUUCGGUCAUGUUUGGACACAUGCUAUAUCUGGUUGUCAUACUGAAUCGGUUUAAUUUUUUGGCAGCUUUACAUGCUGAAUUCUAUCCAUGUGAAAUUCACACUACCAAGGAUGGACACAUGAAUGUGGACUGUCAGCGUAGGCGUCUUGCUAACGUCCCUAAAUUCACAUCCUUCUCUGUUACAUCACUUAACUUAAAUGAAAACCAUAUACACCACGUUAAAGGUGCCAUAUUUUCUGGAUUAGUCAAUCUCAAGCAUCUCAGCUUGAUGUGGAACUGUGUACCAGAUCAUUUUAAGGAGCAGAGAUGGCCUUCAUGCAGCAUGAAAAUUGACCCGAAAGCAUUUAGCGGACUUAAAAACCUAACUUCCCUGCAGUUAGCAGGGAACAGCCUGAAGACCAUUCCUCCACUACCAAAGCAGCUUGAGAUUCUGGGACUGGAAUUUAAUCACAUCUUUCAUAUUGUCAAGCCUUUAGGUACACCUCUACUGAAACAACUACUGCUAAACAAGAAUUGUUUCUACGCCAACCCAUGCUAUCAGUCUUACUUUAUUGACCCACGUGUGUUUCAAGAUCUCCCUGAGCUUUUGAACCUUACAAUCAGUUACAACAAUGUGACCAUUGUUCCCCCAUAUCUUCCACUUUCACUAGAAAGCCUAGACUUGGGAGAGAACAAGAUCACACAUAUCAAUAAAGAGUCAUUUGCAAAUCUUAAAAAUCUGAGACACCUUAACCUAGGGUGGAAUUGCCAAAGGUGUGACCAUGCUUCUGAGCCGUGUUUCCCAUGUCCAAACAACCAGUCUCUGAAUCUGCACCAGGAUGCAUUUUUGGAUCAAAGGGACUCUCUAAUCAGUCUAAGCCUGCGAGGCAAUUCACUGCAUACAAUUCCUCAGCAUCUCUUCGUACGACUCCACAAGCUCCAAGAGUUGGAUUUAUCAGACAACUUUUUAGCCUACGCCAUCCAGAAUGGCACCUUUUAUGAAGAGCUUCAUAAUGUUGUGUCCCUUAGUCUUCUUUAUAACUAUGAACCCCAGAAAUGCUUUUCUGAAUUGACUCUCUCACCAUCCAUAGCGAAAAUGACAGCUCUACGAGAAUUGUACCUGAGUGGACUAUUCUUCAGAGUACUGUCAAACCACAGCCUUGCCCCACUGGUCAAACUGCCAAGACUUGAGUCCCUGGAGCUACGCAUGAACUUCAUCUGCUCUGUUAGCAUGGAUGCUAUAAGCCAGCUGAGAACUUUAAGGUGGGUGGGCCUUUCCCAAAACAUGCUUUCUUUCAGUUCAUGCUUUUCAACCUGCACUGAUGAAGCCAUACCAAACAACUACCACAUUCUUGGAAAACAUGAAAACGGACAGCUUAGCUUGCAAACUCAGAAGGCCUUUCUACCAAGCUCAGUGCCGAACACUAUGCAGUACUUUGAAGAAAAUCACUGUUUUUUUUAUUAUUCUAUGUGGCAUUUCAAAAAGCAGAUCUGCUCUAAAAAUCUUUUUUUUGACCUCUCUCAAAACAACAUCCCAUGGCUGAAUUCAAGCACUUUUACAGGAAUGGAAAAAGUGGUUUGCAUAGAUCUGUCCUACAACUACAUAAGUCAAACUUUAAAUGGCCGGCAGUUCACACAUCUAAGCAAAUUAUCCUACCUUAAUAUGGCUCACAAUCGCAUUGACCUGUACUCUGACAAGGCCUUCCAGGAGAUAAGUGGCACACUAAAAGCUCUUGACCUCAGCAACAACGAAUUCCACUUUGUAAUGAAGGGUAUGGGACAUCGCUUCACAUUCCUUCCACGCUUAUCAUCUCUUAAAAUACUGAGUCUAGCAAAGAAUCACAUAGGUCUCAGAAUCUCUAACAUUCUUACUAGUACUUCUUUAAAGUAUCUUGAUUUCUCUGGAAAUCGUUUAGACAUAAUGUGGGAUUCCAAGCGUAACCAGUACCUACAUUUCUUUCAGGGUCUUACUAACCUUACACACUUAGACAUUUCUGAAAAUCAGCUCAAAUCAUUCCCCCCAGAGGUAAUCGUAAACUUGCCUCCUAGCCUCCAGAUGCUGAGAAUGGACUCUAAUGGGCUGAGUUAUUUCCCUUGGGGCAACAUCUCAGUUCUCGAGCAGCUGUGCCACCUGAACCUUAGCUCAAACAUGCUUUCUUUCUUGCCUAAUAUGCAUUUUGAGCUUCGUCUUGUAAGCCUGGACCUAAGUCACAAUCGACUAGUUGCAAUCCCAAAGGCUUUCCUAAGUCAGGCAAUAAACCUUAAAAACCUAAUGCUUAACCACAACCAGCUGAAGAUACUUGAUGUGCAGGCUCUUCCCAUGUCAUUCCACAAAGGUUAUACUUUCUGUCCUGCUGGGCCUCAUAAAAAUAAGUCCUCCUGCAAACUAGUGCUGCAUGCUAAUCCCUAUACUUGUAGUUGCGUUAUUUCUGGGUUUGCCAAAUUUCUCAGAGAAACUAGUUUGGAUAUCCCACACCUCACCACAGAGGUUCACUGUGGUUAUCCAGAGUCAUUGGCUGGUGUGAAUGUCCUCUCAAUAGAUCUUCACUCAUGCCAGGAGAUAUUUGGAAGUGUUGCUUUCCUCUGUACUUUAUGGUUGACAUUGGCAGCAACCAGCAUUCCUCUCCUGAAACAUCUUUAUGGAUGGGACCUGUGGUACUGCAUCCAGAUUAUUUGGACUGGACACAGAGGACACACUCCAGUUAAUGGUGGCAGCAUGACAGAUAACCAGUACGAUGCAUUUGUGGUCUUUGAUACAAGUAACAAGGCAGUCAGAGAUUGGAUCUACAAGGAGAUGGUUGUGAGAUUGGAGAACAGAGGGAGAUGGCGCUUUCAACUUUGCUUAGAGGAACGUGAUUGGUUGCCUGGUGUAUCAUGCAUAGAGAAUCUCCACAAGGCUGUUUACAACAGCAGAAAGACAGUGUUUGUAUUAACUAGCCCUAGUGGCAGUUCUCACGAAAGUGGGGUCGUCCGACAAGCCUUCCUCCUUGUUCAGCAACGGCUUCUCGAUGAGAAAGUGGAUGUUGCAGUUGUUGUUUUGCUGGACCUUCUCUUUCAAAAAUUCAAAUACCUUCAGAUGAGAAAACGGCUCUGCAAAAAAUCAGUUCUGUCCUGGCCCAAAAACCCACGAGUACAGCCACUGUUCUGGAAUAAUUUACGUGUUGCUCUCGUCUCUGACAAUGUUAGAGCCUACAACAAAAAUGUUACAGAAAGCUUCUUUUAAAAAGGGUGAAGUGUAAUGAGAAUGUUUUGUUUUAUGUAGUCCUGUUGUUUCAUGUUAUAGCUUAUUUGUUAGAAUGUAUGAUCGUAUAAUAGGCCCAGUGGAAGUAUUGAAAAUAUGCAAAGAUGAAAUAGAGAGAUCUUAACACCCUAUGGCAAACAGAAUGUAGAAACAGGAUAAAUUAAAAGUAUGGACUGUCAUAUCUAAAUAAGUACUUAUUCUUAUUAUAGAAAUGUAUUACAGAGAUUAAGCUUUUUAUUAAUGCCAUUUUCUUAAAAGCUUAUGUUCAUUCAUUGGUUAGCUGCCAUUGAGUUCCUUUUACAUGGCACUGCUAUAUAUGAUGUGAGACAAACUAGACAGUUUGUGUACCAACUGCAAGGUCAGUAAAUGAUUUGUGUGUGUGUGUGUGUGUGUGUGUGAGAGAGAGAGGAACUAAUGCACCUGUUGGACCACAUGCCACAUGUUCUUGUGAAUUUAAGCAUUUGUACAUUUUCAUGCAGUUACGUCAAAAAAUAUUGCCACAGUUUCUAGAGCUUAGAAACUUGUAAGAAUACUUCUAAGAAUAAAUUUUAAAACAUUAUUGUUUGCAGUUUUUUGUUGUUGUAAUGAUUUGUUCAGAUGUCAGUAUGGUUUGCAAUGUGUGGUUACAGAGCAUAUUAUCACUUAAAAUGCAUGGAAAUGAUCUAAACAUUGUGUGUUUAUUAUAACUUUUGUGAUGGACUUGUAUUGUGAGCUAGUUCAGCUAUGAUUUUGUCUAGUUCACACAUUGUGUAAAAACUCUUUUGUUAAUCUUAAAGGACACCCCAGUAAAUCUGAGCUAUUGGAGGGACACAUGUUUUGUUAUAAGCAGCUGCAGAAGGUCUGAUGAAAACCACUAUCUGACAUGAUUGUUCUGACAUCUUCAGUUCCAUUAAUUCUUACAUUUUCUUUUCAUUUCAUUUCAUUUUUUCCACAUUGUAAUUUAGUGUUGCGUUAAUUAAAAUAAAAAUGCAUUAGAAAUAUAGGCACAACUUUAUUGGUAUUUGAAUGAUAUAUUCUUGUCUUUAACAAUUGUGGUCACAUAGAUACAGUAUAAAGCAGUAUGUAACCUUUCACUGAAGUAUUUCUGUCACAGAUUUCUGUAAUUUACUCUAAUCAAUCAUGCCUAACAAUAAAAUGUUUAAUUGUGUAAAACA
Molecule: messenger RNA, 4571 nt
Organism: Puntigrus tetrazona (Sumatra barb)
Lineage: Eukaryota; Metazoa; Chordata; Actinopteri; Cypriniformes; Cyprinidae
Gene: tlr9
Product: toll-like receptor 9
Exons: 2
Coding region: 205-3399 (1064 amino acids)
Biological process (GO): defense response to virus; toll-like receptor signaling pathway; canonical NF-kappaB signal transduction
Cellular component (GO): plasma membrane
Molecular function (GO): protein binding; pattern recognition receptor activity
Source: RefSeq, a predicted model, not a curated record